AGCAAGAAAGCAACUUCAACAAACCCGUUGGCAUUUUCCUUCUCCCCCUUUUCCUCCAGGUUCGAUCGCGCUUCCAAUCAAGAUCCCUCCUUUGGCACGAAGAAGAGCUCAAGAUGUAAUUUUGAUCCUCCACGAGCCUCCGCCUUCUCAUUUUCCUAAUUUAGGGUUGCUGAAAUUUCUGGUUUGUUGACCUCAAAUUGGUAGUAGUUGACUGAAGAAGAGAGUGUUCUUGUCGAGGAUUCAGAAAAGAAAUUAGGGUUUUUGGAGCUCCAAGAUCAAGGACAGGAUUUCUGGAUUGUUGCUCUAAUCUUGAAGGGUAGGCAGACAUGCGUAGGGUUAGGGUUUCAUCCCACCUGUCUCCUGUGCACAAGCUUGGGGAUUCCCAAAUGAAGUUGACUCCUAAGUUUAGAUUGGCCGUGACCCCCUCACCUUUGCCCUUUUUUCCGGCUCUGGCAACAUCGAAAGUGUCCGAAGAGGCUGCCGCGGAGUCACUUCCCCUAAUCCCUGGCCUUCCUGAUGAUGUCGCCUUGAAUUGCCUCCUCAGGCUCCCCGUGGCCUCCCAUGUGUCGUGUCGUCUUGUCUGCCGGCGGUGGCACCGGCUGCUUGCCAACAAAGAGUGCUUCUUUAGCCAGAGGAAGGCUCUAGGGUUCAGUGACCCCUGGCUCUUCACCUUGGCCUUCCACAGGUGCACUGGGAAGAUCCAAUGGCAGGUCUUGGACCUCACUCACUUGUCUUGGCACACAAUUCCGGCCAUGCCGUGCCGGGAUCGCGUUUGUCCUCGCGGGUUCGGGUGCAUUGCCAUACCACCGGACGGCACGCUCCUUGUCUGCGGGGGACUGGUCUCGGACAUGGAUUGUCCCCUCCACUUGGUGUUGAAGUAUGAGAUUCAUCGAAACCGGUGGACAGUAAUGAGUCGGAUGCUCACUGCGAGAUCGUUCUUCGCGGGAGGAGUGAUUGAUGGACGGGUCUAUGUCGCCGGAGGGUAUAGCACGGACCAGUUCGAGCUGGACUCGGCCGAGGCACUCGACCCCGUCAACGGGAAUUGGUGUCCCAUUGCAAGAAUGGGCAUGAACAUGGCCUCCUAUGAUUCUGCCGUGUUCGACGGCAGGCUGCAUGUGAUUGAAGGUUGUGUAUGGCCAUUUGUGUCGUUCCCUCGAGGGCAGGUCUAUGAUCCAAAAAUCAACAUUUGGGAGACGAUGCCCCCCGGAAUGCGAGAAGGGUGGACGGGUUCCAGUGUUGUCAUUUCCGGGCAUCUGUUUGUGAUCUGUGAGCUCGAGAGGAUGAGAUUGAAGGUUUACGACCCCGAGUCAGACUCUUGGGACACUGUCGACGGAGCUUCCAUGCCCGACCGAAUUCACAAGCCGCUGUCGGUAACCUCCAUUGGUUCAAAGAUUGUGGUGGUUGGUCGAGAGCUUCAUGUGGCUAUAGGCCAAGUGGACGAUGAGGGUUUCUAUAGCACCGACGGAAGAACAAAGAAGCACAAGUUUGCUGUUCGGUGGCGAGAAGUGGAUGCGCUGCUGGAGUUUAGCGACUUGACACCAUCCAGUGCUCAGGUUCUGUAUGCUUGAUAUGUAUAUGAUGACACAAUAAAAUGCAAAACCUUGUACAAAUGUAAAUUAUGUUCCUGGUUCCUCUCCUUGUAUGAAUUAUGCUCGAUGAACUUGUGAUAUCUUCUCGAACAUAUUCGUUUGAAUUUCAAUUUUGUUGUUGUUGUCGUCGUCGUAGUGAGGAUUACUUUACUUUGUUAUAAA
This is a messenger RNA of Zingiber officinale, 1751 nucleotides long. Its product is annotated as F-box/kelch-repeat protein At1g30090-like. The coding region runs from base 327 to 1568 and encodes 413 amino acids. The transcript is spliced from 2 exons. The record is from RefSeq and is a predicted model, not a curated record. NCBI's taxonomy places the organism in Eukaryota, Viridiplantae, Streptophyta, Magnoliopsida, Zingiberales, Zingiberaceae. Gene Ontology annotation, molecular function: protein binding.